Molecule: messenger RNA, 4395 nt
Organism: Plasmodium gonderi
Lineage: Eukaryota; Apicomplexa; Aconoidasida; Haemosporida; Plasmodiidae
Product: protein kinase
Exons: 8
Coding region: 1-4395 (1464 amino acids)
Biological process (GO): protein phosphorylation
Molecular function (GO): ATP binding; protein kinase activity; protein binding
Source: RefSeq, a predicted model, not a curated record
AUGGGAAAUUCAUUAGACAAUAAGCCAAUAAACGGCAAAGUGUUCAACAGCUAUAGGUACAUUGGUAAGUUAGAUAGCGAAAAUGAACCCAAUGGAAAAGGGCUCAUUUUACAUAACUCAGGGGAAUCAUUUUAUGGAUUCUUCUUAAACGGAAAGAAAAAUGGUAUGGGAAUAUACUUAGAUAAAAAACUAACAAAAUAUAUAUGCUACUGGAAAAAUGAUAAGGUUCAUAAGGAAUUAAAAAUACAACCCUUCAAUGUGAAUAAAGUCUUUGUCUUCAUAUACAAUAAUGAGAUUAUCGAAGCAUGUGAAAUUUAUCGUCAUGUUCGCCGUGCUAAACAGGGAUUGAGUAAAACACAAAACAGAGAAAAUGUUAAAGAGGACUUUAUAACCAACUCAGACAAAUCGAAUGAACUCAAUUAUUGCACUAGUCGUUGUAGUAGGAAUCGUUAUACUCUGCAACAUGAUAAACUAGGAGAUGCAUCUACUCCAUCGAUAGUAAAACAGAAUCAUCUAGCUAUAUCACGUAGAAACCGAAAGGAUAGAUGCACAAGUAGCGAGAAUGAUAAUAAAGCAGAUAAUGACAUCGAAAAUGACCUUAAUCAUGAGUUACAUAACGAAUCAGAUGAUGAGUCGAAUCACACAUUAGAAGCGCUUACGAGAAAAAGAAUAGAUGAAAAAAUAAAAAAAAGUAAAAUUCAGAAAAACAUUUUCUACACAUCAUCCGAUUCUUCUACCCAGUCCAUGGAAUCCAAUUUCAUAAAAACGAGAAAUAUAAAAAAUUCAUGCAAAAACAAAGAUUAUUAUAGCAUUCAGAGUUAUAAUCAAAUAAUAACAUCCGAUAUAUCAUCAGAAAAAGAAGAGAGAAAAACAAAACAUAUGAUAAAGACAUUAAGAAAGAAAAAUAAUAAUAGUCUUAAAAUUGAAAAUUAUGAAUUGUGGUCAAGGCAACAAGUGGCUCAAUGGCUAUCCCUUUGUAAUGUCCCCAUAAAAUGGAUUACUGCAAUUUACAAAAAUAAUGUUAAUGGAUGUAUGCUUGAUCACAUUAAUAUACACAUUAUUAGAAAUGAAUUCGGAAUACUUCCAUAUGGCCAUGCAAUUAAACUUUUGCAACUAAUUAAAAAUCUGAGGGUAAUGGCGUACAACAAGAGGUUCGCUCGAUGUGUCAACAUACAAGAAUGUGAACAUUUUCUGAGGAAAAGAAAAAAAAAAAAAAAAAAAAAAAAAAAAAAAAAAAACAUCCAUUCAAGUCGUAGCAUAAACCAAACGGACAAGAUUCACCAUGUGCAUCAACAAGUCUUCACGCGCCAAGACUCCUCCACCUGUAGCAUAUUCCAUAACGAACACGGAAAAAAUGAACCGAAUCAACCGAAUCAACCGAAUCAACCGAAUCAACCGAAUCAACCGAAUCAACCGAAUCAACCGAAUCAGCCGAAUCAACCGAAUCAACCGAAUCAGCCGAAUCAACCGCAUCAACCGGAUAAACCGAAUCAACUGGAUGAAUCGAAGGGAGGACACGCAAUUACUCUCUCAAAGAAGAUACUGACCAAGGAAGAUCCUUCUCGUGAUGCGCAUGAUCCCAAUUCGUCCACAUCCACCACAUCUACCACAUCUGCCACGUCCUUCAAUUCUGUUCAUAACUCGGAGGAGGGGAAACAAAAGGGGAGGUGGAACAAAGGGAUGCCCAUCGCAAGUAGUGCCCUUGAUGAGAAAAGGGAAGAGUGGUUAGAUGCUUCUAGGGUGGUAGAACCACACAAAUAUGAAGAAGUAUCUCACAAAUAUGAAGAAGCACCUCACAAAUAUGAAGAAGCACCUCACAAAUAUGAAGAAGCACCUCACAAAUAUGACGAAACAAGCCAAUGGGAGGAGGAGAAACUGAAAAGACCAAUUGACACUCGUCGGGAAAUGAAAAAACAAGUGCGAAGAGAUAAAAAAAAAAAAAAAGAAAAGUUUAUCCGCAACUUUCAUGAAAAAUUCUCCCUAAUAAAUAAUUUUUCAAAUGGACUUAUCGUGAAUAAAUCUAGUCUUAACUCAGGAGUUGAGUCUGACACAGUCACACCAGAUACUGGAAAUGAUGACUCACUUGCAUCCCCGUCAUUAUCUCCCUUUUCUCUUACCACAUCAUCCUCUACAUCUAAUUUCUCGAAUAUCACUUCUUCAUCAUCCGAUGGAAUUGCUGCUUCAUAUAACUUGAAGAUGUCAAGCAUGUUAAAUUGUGAAGGAGUCUCGAAAGAGGAUCAUAACACUUCUAACCACUUAAGUGGAAUAGGGAUUAAGAAAGUGAAGAAGAAAUCAUCCGACUUUGAUGUUUCCACUUCUUCCACUUCCUCCGCUUCUCCCUCUACUUCCUCCGCUUCGUCCUCAUCUUACUUCUCCAACAGAACAGCCAACUCACCGUUUUAUGGAAGGAGUCAAAUAAUAAAGUACCCGAGCAACAUCUACAUGAACAGCAACCUAGCAUUUUCCUACCUGUACAGUUUCAUAAUACCACAUGAAGAUUUAACGUUCAUACAACCAAUUCAAAAUUAUUAUAAAAUUAGAACACCUAGAUGUAUAGAAAUUAGUCCAAAGAUGAUGGAAAUGGAUAAAGAAAAUUAUAUGAACGAAGAAAGACUUAAGUCCUGUUUAUCAGAUGAUAAGUUGAAUAAAUAUAAAAAAAUGAAUGGAAAAUUAUCGAAAUAUAAAAAAUUAAGAAGUACAACUUUUAUAGGCAAAUAUUUAGGGAAACAUGUAGCUAUUAAAGUGUUAGUAGGGAAAAUAAAAGAUUUUUAUAAAUUACACAAAAUUUUUUAUAAAUUACAUAAUUUGAGACAUCCAAAUAUUAUUUUAAUAAUGGGAAUUUCUAUUCGAUAUCCAUUCCUUUUUAUUGUUUAUGAGUAUUUGAAAAAUUCUUGUCUCUUCUCUUAUUUACAUUGUGAGCCAUACACACAUGAUUAUUCAACAAAAUCCUGGACACGCCAAGAAGACAGGGGUAAUUUUGAUUCAAGAAGACGAACAGCAGUUCACACGCGAAGCAACAUCAUCAGGAGGGAUACAUCAACAGCGAGUUCAACUAGCGAUAGCUCAAGAAGUGGCAUCUCUAGAAGUGAUAACUCCAGAAGUGACAUCUCCAGAAGUGACAUCUCCAGAAGUGACAACUCCAGAAGUGACAACUCCAGAAGUGACAACUCCAGAAGUGGCAACUCCAGUGGAGGGAUACCCCAUGACAAGCGAAACAUAUACAGCUUAUUCAAAUAUGAAAACAACUUAUUUUGUGGUGUGUACGCAAACAAUAUGAAAGUCGACAUGAGAGAGAAGAAGUUAGAUCCUCGCCCUACUGAUAACAAAAUAACAAUGACUCCUACCACCAAUUUGGAAGGAAAUUCUCAUACAUGUGUAAAUGAAAUGAAAGAAUGGAUGCAGAACACACUCAAUGAACCGAACGCGAAUAGGAAGAAAAAAUACCCUAAAGACAGAAAUGAAAAAAUAAAAGAAGAAAAAAAAUUACACUCGAAAUUAUUUUUAGAAAAUAAAAUUUUCUUGAACGAACCAUACACAUUUCCUCCAUUUGAGAAAGAACUGACUUCAUAUUUAAAAAAUCAAAAAAAAAAAAAAAAAAAAAAAAUCCUAUUUAGCUACCCCCAAACGCAUUUACAUUUUAAUUAUCAACAAAGCACUACCAAAGCAGAUAGACCAUUAAGUAUCCAACGGAUAAUCAAAAUUAUAACGGAUGUAACUUUAGCAUGCUCCUAUUUGGAAAAGAAGCUGACGCACCCACUGAACCUGAAGCCAACGAACAUCCUCCUGGAUGAAACAUUGAAUGCAAAAGUGACGGAUUUUGGAAUACACGAAAUUGAAAAAUGUUUGGAUAUGAAUAUAGAUCACUCUUAUGUUAUUUAUGCAAAUAAUUUAAUAAAAUUUGAUAAAGAAUUUAUAGAAAAAGGUGUACAGAAAAUGGAAUAUAUUCCUACUCAGUGUAAUGGAGUUUUAUAUGUUUAUGAUUAUGAAAACAAAGUUCAUAUGUACAACACGGAGCUAAUCGUGUCUUCUCCGAGCAGUUUAUAUUCUUCCGUUUUCUUUUGGACCCCACCGGAGAUAAUGCGAGGAAAGAAAGAAAAAGGCUUUCAUGCUGAUAUCUAUGCACUUGGAAUCAUUUUCUGGGAAAUGCUAACUCAUAGUAUCCCCUUUAACUAUACUUUCAAAUCACAUUUGGUGGCCUCUGUCGGAUAUGCUAAAGAAGAAUUGUCCUACAAAAAUAUACCCAAUCCAAUUCAAGGGUUAAUUAAAGCCUGCUUACAUAGGAACAAACGCAAAAGACCCACUUUUCAGCAAAUUUUAAUGCAGCUACCUGGAUUAUUUGAAAAAGUAAACAACAAAGCUGAAGAUGCACUUAUGUCCUUCAUGAAUGGAAUUUAA